This is a messenger RNA of Osmerus eperlanus (European smelt), 684 nucleotides long. RefSeq names its product PWWP domain-containing DNA repair factor 3B-like. The record is from RefSeq and is a predicted model, not a curated record. Lineage: Eukaryota; Metazoa; Chordata; Actinopteri; Osmeriformes; Osmeridae. Bases 164 to 595 code for a protein of 143 amino acids. The transcript has 6 exons.
CAAUAUAUUCCUGCAGUAGUGAAUAUUGUAGGGUUCGAGAAUGUACGAGAAUCAGAGUGUAUGGCCAGAGGUUUGCCUUCUGGACUGAUGAGGCCAAGCGUUUGCUCCAGGGACAACUUGACCCGGUGUACAGAGCGGCAUCACUAAGGAUCGUCCACUAUACAUGCAAGCUGUCACUGACCGCACUGCAGAGGAAAACAGACUGGUGGACUUCAUCGUACAGUCCAAGGGAGCUGAGCAGCAUUUGGUGGGUGUACUUAAUGGAAAGCCUUCAUCCUGGUUUCCUCUGAAGACCUCUUCCCAGGUGCCUGUCUACCUCGACAGUGAGGAACUACAGGACACCCUUAUUACGUAUCUGAAGGCGGUGCUGAACCAGACACCAACCAAACUGAAGUUCACAGAUGAAGUGCAGUUCAUCCUUGGUGUUCUAUUUCCAGAGGCCAUCAUAUACGGCCUGAGUAUUCAGAAGAAUCUGUCGCUGCAGGAUGCAGAAAGGGUAUUCAUAUCUGGACCAGUUUAUCAUCAGAGUGAAGUGGAAGAGUUUGAUAGGGGGAUAUCAAAACAAUUGCGCACAGAAGGGAGACCAUUCAACUAAAUGAAGUUGUAUGGAGGUCGAUGUGGAGAGGUGAUGGAGGUCGAUGGGUGGUUGUAAAAUUAAAUAAACAAUGUAUAUCUUGAAUCUGC